Ceratitis capitata (Mediterranean fruit fly) is the source of this 8669-nucleotide messenger RNA. RefSeq lists its product as uncharacterized. NCBI's taxonomy places the organism in Eukaryota, Metazoa, Arthropoda, Insecta, Diptera, Tephritidae. Gene Ontology annotation, cellular component: plasma membrane. Gene Ontology annotation, molecular function: protein binding. The record is from RefSeq and is a predicted model, not a curated record. The transcript has 19 exons. Bases 730 to 5229 code for a protein of 1499 amino acids.
GUCAUUGCUCGUUAAGAAUUUUGUGGGGUGAUAUCGCGCGUUUAGUUGGAAAAUUACACGACAGUGCAAAAACCACAACUCGCUACUGUAUUCGACAAUGACGACAGUUGGAAAUACGUAAUUGAUGUGCUAAGGACGAAAAGACAGAGAAAAAAGGAGUGGUAAUAUACAGUGUUGAGCAGUGCAGCGUAUUGUUGUUUGUGACAAGUGAAAAGUAAACGUAAAGCACUGUAGUUUAUGUAAACGUGAAAUAUAAAUUAAACUGAAAGGAUUAAAUUGGACAACCAUUGAAACAAAAGUGACUGCAUGGAAGUGAAUGUGAAUUUAUUAAACUCUUAUUAACUUCAUCAAAAAAAAAAAACUAAUUAAUUUAACAAGUGCGUAAAUGUCCGAAAUAUUUAAUUUCAUAAAUUGUACACACAUAUAUGUAUGUAUGUGCAAAGAAAAAGUGUUAACAAUUUUUAAAUUUAAAGUGCGAUAUGUCUGAAGACGCGUCACAUAAAAUCAUACAUUAUUUGAACAGCACUGAAUAAAUAAAUAAUAACAAAAACGUUUUGCAGUUCCAACUCAUUUUUAUAUGGAUCUAAACUGCUUGCAAAUACUAGAUUUAAUUCAAAUGUAAAAUAGAUGGACAAAAAUGAAACUAAAUAGUGAAUAAGUAGAUUCUUCAAAGCCGAGAUUAGGAAGUGUUGCACCCUAAUGCUCUAAUUCAGACGAUAUGGGCACAACAUGGCCUCUGCACAUAUAUUGCAAUACAAACAUAACAGCACUAGAAAAUCAGCAACUGAAAAGCCAACACAAACAUUUUCAACAACAACAGCAACAAUUGAUGAAAAAUGUUUCGUGCGAUACACUUCCGGCACACCAGAGGCUUGCUGCGUUACUAACGAGCGGAAACAAUUUACAGACCAGCCGUCAGCUACAGCUUACAACGGAACAACAAGCACAGACACAGACACAGCCACAGUCACAGCCACAGUCACAGCCACACACCUUUCGACACAACGUCUGCCAAACACGCUCCUCGCUGUUAAAUCUGACACAAAACGACUGUUUAACGGUACAGCGAAAAAGGUUCAUCAGCCGACAGACGAUAUCCUACUACAAAUACAAAUACAACAACAAGGCUCGUCAAAUUUUUCAACAUUGCAAGCGAAUAUUGCCAACAAAGUCGACUGCACGUUUUUUGCCACCACAUCGUCAUGGAAACAAGCAACGGCUCCGAAGCGGCCAAGUUCAAGCCAACCGCCACCAUUGGUGUGGCCAAAUCAGAAAUGUUGUCAGCAAGAAGCAGAUGAUGUCGUCUGUAAGUACCACAGUGUGGAUUGUAGACGUCGGGGAAGAAGUAAAAGUGAAAGUGCUAUACUGGAAGAGCUACAUAAACAACGCCAACAACAGCAACAACAAGAAGAGCAACAAAGGAGAUGGCAUUCGGAGAGCAGUGGUGCGGUGUUGCCGUGUGAAGGCAUCAUUGCAGGCAUGUCAAGUGCAGCGAUAUCUAAUGUCGACGGCGACAGCGAGUGGCAGCAGCCGGAAAAGUGCCGACAAGAACAAAUAUGUCAUGACAUUGCUGACUUUGAUGUCGGCGUUACCGAGGGCUCAGGCAAAAUGUCUACAGAGAUUUGCGAUCAACAGUGGGCUCAAUCAACUACUUCCACGGGUAACAACAACAGCAACUACUACAAAACCAAAAGCUGCCAAUCAAACGAAACGAAAGAAAAACGCAAAUGUAUUGCUGUUGUUGCAGCCGCUAGUCAAGAAGCUGGUGACUGUGAUUGCUUGGACAAGCCACCUGUUGUCCAACCUUCGUCAUGCACACGCCAAUCUUCCAGAAAUGCUAACGAACAGCAAAACGAACCAAUGCAGCGAGGCAAACAAGCUGAAUCAAAAGAUUUCAAACUGCAAUUUUCACGACAACUCUUUCUUUCGGAAAAUCCCUGCUCAUUCGCUGUCCCAGCAACAUCUCAGCUACUUCGACAACAACCUCAAAGAGCAGCCGGUAAACCAACCAGAUCGCUGCUUUUACAAUCUACGGAAGCAGUUAAUGAAAUGCCCGAACAACGAAAUAUUUUUCACACUAAAAAAGUAUACAACAACAACAACAGCAUUUCCUCUUACAACGCUCUUGAUACUGUUGCUGACAUACUCCAUAUUGGCAGCAGCAAAGCAACAAGUGCUGUUGGCUUUAAUAAUGAUUACAUUGCAAUCGCUGCAACAACAUCUACAGCAAUGUGCUCCACUUUCUUGGCGGCAGUGCGUUCAAAACUGCUCUACACCCUGGCUGAUCUACAGGCAUACUCACGCGCUCUACUCUCGCUCAUCAUUAUCCUCAAUGUGCUGCCGUUAUUUUCAGCAGUGGCGUACAAUUUCGAUGCUGCUUCUGAAUUAAGAGCAAACGGUGGGCCCAAUCCGGCAGCACAACCAUGGAUACCCAUUGUGGCUUACUUGGAAACACCACCGAGACCUACAAAAGCUCCAAAAUGUGACCAGACAUUCGUUUCACGCAUUGGUGGGCCGCAGAAUGGCACAUUCUCUGCGCCGCUGCUGCACAAUCACAAAAAUCAUUCACGUCAAUGCUUGUACACUUUCCUAGCAGGACCCGGACAACGUGUCGAAGUACUAUUUACAUCAUUUAAUUUAAGAGGAAGUCCACCAGAUGGUUCCGCCGUGGGGGAAUUACCAGCCUGUGUUCACGAGUACAUGGAUAUAUAUUCUGAAGUGCAAUCAUCAGAUCCAGCUGAAUUAAUAAAUUCACCAUUUGGUGGACGGUAUUGUGGUACAAUACCGCCACGACGACGAAUUUCCAUGUACCGAGCUAUAGCCAUUUCAUUUUUUACGAAUAAGAAUGUAUCAACACCCGAUUUAUUCGAAGGAACUUAUAGAUUUAUAAAUGCAUCUGAAUAUGAAAUUGGUAUACCAAUAGCGGGUUCACCAUGUUCCUACACCAUCACGCCUAGCAUGAGUAUCAAUAAAACUGGGGCACUUAUAUCGCCAACUUAUCCGGGUGCCUAUCCAAAGGAUAUGUCAUGCACAUAUCAAUUUCUCGGCGAAUCAAAUCAAAGAGUUAGAUUAGAAUUUCGUGAUUUUGAUCUGUUUUUUGGUGGACCACACUGCCCAUUUGACUAUGUCAAAGUGUAUGAUGGUCCCGAUAAUUCGUCAGCAUUAAUUGGUACAUAUUGCGGACAGCAAAGGAAUUUAGUAUUAUAUUCAAGCGAAUCGAGCCUUUUUGUUCAUUUUUAUACAUUGCCGAGAACAGCAAAUACACAAAAUCGUGGCUUUAAAGGAAUUUAUGAAUUUAGCGAAAGUUUUGUUAAAUUAGAUUUUAUACGUGAAAAUGAUGGCAUUCACAUACGUGGCUCGGAAUGUGAUCAAAAAAUAUUAUCGAGAAAGGAGUCAACGGGUUUUGUGCUUUCACCAAAUUACCCCUAUCCAUAUAUACCGAAAACAGUUUGUAGGUACUUCAUUUACGGUAUGCAAGAUGCUCAGCAUCUGGAACGCGUACGUCUGGAAUUUUCAGCUUUCAAUAUACCAAAGGUAGAGCAUAAGGAUAAAAGCGAAUCCAAUUGCACAGAUGGUUAUCUCAAGAUUUAUCUGAAAGGACAAGAAACUGCCGAUGCCUAUGAUAAAUUCGAUUAUGAAUUGUGUGGCAAUGAAACACAACGAGUUCUUAGCGAUGGACCACGUUUGGCAAUGGUUUUCAGUUCGGGUGAGCUGCAAGGACGCGGUUUCAAAGGUAAAUACGUAUUUGAAACUGAAUACAAAAUACCCGGCACAGCUGCACCUGAUGGCACCUGUAGCUUCACAUAUGUGAGUAGUUCGAAAAAACGUGGCGAACUAAAUAGUCCACGAUAUCCAUCCAAUUAUCCAUCGGACACGAAUUGUUCGUAUCUGUUUUUGGGCGAACCAAACGAACAGGUCACGAUCGUUUUCGAUCAUUUUAAAAUAAAAGCGGAUGGUAAUUCAAAUGCAACUGCCGGAGCUUAUGGCUCUAGUGCAUGUUUCGAAGACUGGUUGGAAAUGUACGUUGUUUAUCGCGAUAACAAUGAUCGUUUUCUUGGUCGCUACUGUGGUUUGACAGCACCCGGCCCCGUUGAGAGCCCAAGGGGUGCGGUUGGUCUGCGCAUCACAUUGCAUACGGAUCAAGAGAAUGUAGCUAGCGGUUUCAAGGCUCGUUAUUUCUUCGAAACUCCUCGCACUGACGUUGCGGAGUGUGGUGGCAAUUUCUCUAAUCUAGAUUCGGGUAUUAUAACCUCGCCUAAUUAUCCAGCUGGUUACAAAGCACCCAGUCGCGGUAUGGCAUCGAUGGCAUGCAAUUGGAUAAUGACAGCACGUCCAGGUUAUAAGUUAUCGAUAAACUUUGAGCACUUCUCUAUCGAAGGUGACCCAGCAAAUCGUGGUUGUCCUGCUGCUGUGCUACGCCUUUGGGUUAAUGUUGACUCCGAUCAACCGCCGUUGGAAUUGUGUGGUGAAAAACCUCUCAUAGAACAGUGGUAUUAUAUUUCCACUGGACAAACUGUCCGUAUAAGUUUUACAACCAGCGAUAAAACCGUUGGUGCACCGGGCUUCCGCAUUGUAUGGACUGAAAUACAAGACUCAGGUCCAGGACCACCGUCCAUUGGGCUACUCUGUGAAUCAACAUACCACUUCCAAUGUGAGGUGGGCUACUGCAUUUCCGAUAAAUUACGUUGUGAUGGUGUCAAAAACUGUGGUCCUGGCGAUGAUAGUGACGAAUUGCACUGUACCACACAAGCACCCGAGGAGGAUCACGGCGUUCUAAUUAUAAUAACACUAAUCGUCGUCUCGUUCCUAAUCUGUCUCCUAUGCACACUCUAUCACUCCAGAAGAAAACGUAGAGCCCAUGUGCGGCAGCUGGGCUUACAUCGCAACGCCCACUACGAUUCACAAACGAGCGCAACUGGAUUAAGCUCAAGUCGUCGACAUUUACAAGGCGGUGCCAGCAUAUCGGGUAGUCUACAUGGCAUCAAUAGUGGUUCAAUGAUGAUACCACCCGCUCCACUGCCACCCACUAGUGUACCACCACCGCCACACAUAUGCAUUGCCGGCGUCGACGGUCUAAGUGCGGGCAUACUAAUAAACGACGAUGACGGUCUGGACGAGGACGAUGACGUCGAUCUCGAUCAAAUACACCAUGAGAUAUUUAUAAACGACGUACGAUUCGAUGAUGAUGAGAAUCAUUUAGAACAAAUGCAUCAUUUGGAGAAUGUUUAACAAUUGGUGAAAGGAGUAUUACACACGAUGAAAAGCGUUAACCGAUUGUUGCAAUAUUAUACGUCAUUUUAUAGAAAUUUACAAGCAUAGGAACAGAUUUAAAUAUAAAAUUUAAACAAAUUUGAAUACACUAAAAUAAAAAUUUUAAAUAAAAAUUAAUAUAAAACAAAAUGCGCAAAUAAUAGAAAAGGCAUAAUAACUAGUUGUACGAGUAUAUAUGUAGUUAAGUGAAGUUUAAAAUAAAUAGAAAAUAAUAAAUAAAAAGCAGCAAAUGUUGUUAAAGCGAAAUUCCUAAACAAAAUUGUAAAAUGAUUUAAUGAAAAUUUGGAUGGAAUUUGAAAAUCGUACACUUGGAAACUGAGUUAGUGAGGAACUAAAGCAAUGUAAGCCAAUGCAAAAGAAAAAUGUCGGAAGAAACAAAUGGCGUAGUAAUUUAAAAUUGAUAUUUUAUUAUCAACACAAUGUGAAUAUCAAAAAGUGAGUAAAUUUUCGAUUUUUAUUAAAAACAAUUUAUUUACAUAUGUAUGUAUAUUAUUUUUAAUUUAUUACAAUUUUGAAAAAUUAUUGUAUUGUAUUCACACAAAGCUAAGUAUUUAAACAAAUUAUGUACAUACGUGUAUGAAGGAGAACCUACAUACACGAUAUUUAGAAGAUCACUUUAAAACCACUUUAUUGUAUACUAAUUUCCAUAACAUUUAAAUAAAGUUAACAAUAUCGAUAACGAUAAAGAAUGGAAUAGCAUUUUGAUAAGGCUAAUUCACGUGCACCAACGUAGUAAAGCUAACCAAAGCUUAGAAAAAACCGAAAAUUUAAAAGAAUAAGCGUAAAAUGAAAAGCGUGUUAAAAAUAUGAUUGUAAAGAAAUGAAUAAAUAUUAAAAAUUAAAAAAAAUAUAUAUAUACAUAUAUACACCAACGACGAAAAUGUAAAAAGGAACUAAAAAAUGCAAAUCCCUUUUAAGGUAAACCAAAGUAAAAAAGUAAUAAUAAUAGUAAUAUUGUUGAUUUUUAUAUUUGAUACGAUUAAAAAGCAUUCAUUAUACGUUUUAUAUUCUUAAGAUCACCACAACCACAUUCAAAAGUUAGCAGCAGAAAAUUACAAAGCUCACAUACACAACGCGAUAUCUUCUGUUCAUAAAUCAAAAAUAUCAAUACAAUAAAAAUACACACACACACAUGUAGGCACACUCAUAAUUUUUCUUUUGUAAAAUUACACAAAGAAAAAAAUUAAACAAAAAAUAAAACAAAAAACAGCAAAAAUGAAAAUUCACUCCAGUCGUUAAUUUUCGCCCAUUCAACCGCUGAAAUAGUUUUACCGAUGGAAGAAAAUAAUAAUAAUGAAAUCAAUAGAAGAUGUCAGAUCAAUAAUAACGAUUCUAAAAUGAACUCAAUACGUUAGUAUACACAAUAAAAAAAAUAUGUACGUACAAAAGUCUUAAUACGAAUAAAUCAAUAAAUAAAUGCAAACAUACAUAUUUAAGUACAUAAAUUAAUAAUAACAACAAUUAUAACGUGAAAACACACAUUGUACACACCAAAGUACAUUUUUUGACGUCAAUAUUAUGUAACGUAUUUAUAACGUUAUCCAAAAACUACGAAUGUGACGACAAUUCCAAACCAAAGAGUUGUUGCUUGCCUUUUAUGUAUGUACGUAAAAGAAACGCAAAAAAAUAAUAAAAAUAAUAAUAAUCAAUUAGUGACUAUCAAGACCGCAUCUUCCAAGACAAAUAACAAAAGUAAUAUGCACAUACAUAUAUUGAAUAAAUAAUGGAACCCAUUACAUUGCAUUCUUAUGUACGAAAUAAAAAUUGAAAAAGACGAAAUUUACAAAACAAUUGUAAUAUUCAACUCAAAAAUAAUGAAAACAAUUAGUAGUAGGUACAUGAUAUUAAAUUAAAUUUAAUAAACGCGGUUAUUACCAAUGCAACAGCAGGCAUUCGUACGAUUUUGAAAGUUCGGAAGAGGCUAUCAUACAAAGGAUAUGAAAUUGAAAGACAGAAAAAUUUAACUUUUGUGACAAUUAUACUUUAAUUGGACAUUGCAAAUAAUAAAUAACAUUAAAAAUAAAUAAAUAAAUACAUAUAACGGCAUGCACGAUUUCAUAUUGAAACGAAUUUCUUUGAGUAAAUUUUACUGUUUUUUUUUUGUCUCACCGAACGCAGUUGAGUAAAAAUCAGUGUCCAUCAGGUCACCGAACAGAACAAAAAUUCACUCUUUUUUCCUGAUUCGAAUUUAAUAUCGAAACAGCUGUUAAAUAAACAACUACCAUUUUAUAACAUUUUAACUGUACAUAUAUUAACCGAAAAAAUCGAAAAAAAUUGAGAAAGUAGCCUGCUAAAUUUUAUGAAAUCACUCCAACCCUAAAUAAAUUCCUGAGCCAAUAUACAUGUGCUUAGGAAUGAAGCUGUGUGCCCAACGUUAACGUAACAGCAUAAUUGAAAAAAGAGAUCUUAGAGAUCUAAAGGAAGAGAUUUCAGGUGUUUUUAUAUUGAUGCAGCAAAUACAAUCAACUAAAUUGCAAAUAAUUUAUUUUUAAUUAAAUUUAACAAUUAAAUUAAUUAUGCUGUUAUAACCAAAUCAAUUCAUAAAAGCUGUAAACUUUUCCUCUCUGUUUGUGAUCUACGCUUGCCCCUUAUAUUUUUUAAUCUAGCAAAGCAAAAUCUGUAAACCUAAAUUUUUCUACAUUUGGCGCUAACAAAUCUCCGUUUCGCAUGGCAACUAACAGCAAAUUAAGAGUUGUUGUGCGUUUGAAAAAUUUCAUUAAGUUGCUUAUCAUUCGAAAAUAGCUUAUAUGUAUAUAAUGGAGAGACUUAAAGUUUACACCAAGCCGCCUCAAAACGGCUGCAGGGUAUUUGUGAAGAGCCUUAACUUCACGUCAGAAAUACACUCGAACUGCCGAAUUAAGCGAAUUACGACAUUGAUAAUUAAGUUGUAUGCUAUAUUUUCAUUUCAGUUUUCAACUUUUAAUUGAUUAAAAGAUUGAAACAAGGAUGAAAUUUUUUUGACAGUGUUUUUGAAAAUAUUUGCCGAAUUUCAACAAACCUCAUUAAUGUAUUUCAGUCAUUUUUGCCUCCGGCCAAAAAUAACUGUUUUUUUGUGGUCCAAAACGUUUAAUUUAAGUUUCUUAUUUUUACUUUGCCUCAUGACAGUUAUUUUCAAUGAAUAUUGUUUAGUGAAAAAUUCGUUUACGUUGUCUUACCUACGUAUUUUGCAGGAGAUAAUAUCGGCCUAAAAAUUGUCUGAAUCGAGAAGAUGAUUUUAUUAGUGGAUUAAAUAUUUGAAUAUAGGUUAUUUUAUUAUAUCAAAAUAAAUAAUAUUAACUGUAAAAUUCGCGUAUAAAAUUGUUACGUUUGCGACCAGGGCCGCCGAGAGAAAAUCGGUACCCGGGGAUAAUUCAAAUGCGGGCCCCCUGGAACAAUUUUUGUUUAAACAAUUUUAUUAC